AUGAAUCAACAAAUGGAUCUCAGCAACCAAACUUCUCCCACAUCUCAAGAGAUUGAUCAUGAGUCCACAAAGGCUGCUGUGAAGCUGCAAAAGGUUUACCGGAGUCAUCGUACGCGUCGAAGAUUAGCAGAUUCAGCAGUUGCAGCUGAAGAGCUCUGGUGGCAAGCAAUUGAAUACGCUCGUCUCAACCAUAGCACGACAGCUUUCUUCAACUUCAUCCAACCCGAAAAACCAUCUUCACGGUGGAGCAGGAUCAGCUGGAAUGCUUCCAAGGUUGGGAAGGGGUUAGUCAAGGAUGCAAAGGCUCAAAAGUUGGCCUUCCAGCAUUGGAUUGAAGCUAUUGAUCCGAGGCAUCGGUAUGGUCACAAUUUGAGCAUAUAUUUUGAUGAGUGGUGUAGAAGAGAGACGCAGCAACCAUAUUUCUACUGGUUGGAUAUCGGAGAUGGGAAAACCCUUGAUCUUGAUGAAUGCCCGAGAUCAAGACUCCAUCAAGAAUGCAUCAACUAUUUAGGACCUCAAGAGCGAGAAUGCUACGAAUACAUAAUAGUAGAAGGCGAAUUCAUCCACAAGCAAACUGGAGAUGCUCUCGACACAAAUGAGCAGAUAAAUUCAGGCUCUAAAUGGAUAUUUGUGAUGAGCGUGUCUAAUAAAUUGUAUGCUGGAGAGAAAAAGAAGGGAAUGUUUCAUCACUCGAGUUUCCUAGCAGGUGGUGCGACUCUAGCAGCUGGAAGACUCGUUGCAGAACGUGGAAAGCUCAAGUCUGUAUCAGCUUAUAGUGGACAUUACCGGCCAACAGACGAGAGCCUAGGCAUCUUCCUCACGUUCCUGCAGAACAGUGGCGUUAAACUCGGGGACGUUAAGGCAGGUAACUUUCUCUGCAGAGAAUCAACACAGCAACGACGCUGAGAACUCAAUCAAUGAGUAAUUCCAGAAAUAUUCAGAGACUCAUUAAGAUGAACUCUUGAACAGAUAUCCAGAAGCAAGGAUGACAGUACCUGAGAGUGAAACACUGCAACUGCCACGAUAGGUUGCUUCAUGAUGUCGUUCAGGGACAUGAUCGGGCAAGAAAAGCUCAGUCUAGAGAAACAGAUAUAAUAAACAUGACUGUUGAGGGGCAUAUAUGUAUAGCCCAUUUUUUUCUUGAACAAUGAAGAGCAUAAAAUGUUACUAGAGAAACACCACCACCAUCAUCUGCAAUCCACUGUUUCAAUUUCUUAAACAAAAGAGAAACGUCGUCUCUCUUGGGAUACAUGAAGAAAAAGUACAUCACAUGGUGAAGCAGAACCAGUGUGCAAGAAGUUAUUAGGGAUUACAUAUGUCAGACAAGUUUGGCAGAUACAACAGACCAUAUUGCUUCCAUAUAGUACUUAAAAAAUCUAAUAGGCAGAGUUACAAUUUAUGCGGCAGCAACAGUCUCUGAAGGUUUUAUUUCUGGCUCGGCUGCUGGUGCCUCUGGAGCUGGCGCCGUGGCUGCUGAUGCCUCGGCUGCUGGGGCCGCAGGUGGUGGAGCUUCCCAGAAGGCGGUUGCCUUCCCAGUCUUUGAAACAGUCUGGAGAACUACAUCCGGCUGGACAUUACCUUUCACGGUCACUUUCUGCUGCUCGAGAUCAAUGUCGUACGACUCAACGCC
Molecule: messenger RNA, 1630 nt
Organism: Salvia miltiorrhiza (redroot sage)
Lineage: Eukaryota; Viridiplantae; Streptophyta; Magnoliopsida; Lamiales; Lamiaceae
Product: IQ domain-containing protein IQM3-like
Exons: 9
Coding region: 1-906 (301 amino acids)
Molecular function (GO): protein binding
Source: RefSeq, a predicted model, not a curated record